AUGGCCAGCAGACAAACAGUCGUGUUCCUCGUGGCAGUGGUGAUCUCCCUGUCAGACUUCAUUCAUAGCUUCCAACCCCUCUUCUCACCUGAUGGUAAUUCAAGCACUCACCGUGACAUCACACUGAGGGCUGUCCUCAGAAAGACAGCUGAGGUCUGCCGAGUGAUGGCUGCUUCGGAGGGACGGGACUUCCGCCUGACUAUUGAUGACAGCCUGUCAACUGAUAAGGUGCAAAGGGCCUGUUCUACGACAGGUACCUUCACCUCUCUCCUCUCAACUGUCCUUUUCCAAACGUCCAUCGCCAAUAUGUACUUCAGCAACGCAAAAGUGGACGUGGUUUUUGCGCUGAGUGAGAAGCAUCAUUUUGAUGAUGAGACCUUUCAAGGCGGACGGGAUGUCAUCACAGCAGGUGUGGCUGCUGUGAAGGCUAGUGUGAAGCAGGAGAGCUUCGUCGCAGGGAGGUGGAAUCUUGGACAAGUCUUUCACACCCUACAGGACUUUUACAGCCACAGUAACUGGGUGGAGCUGGGGAACAAAAGUCCUUACAGCACUCUGAUCAGCCCAGAUCAACCUCUUGAAAACCUGGCAGGCCUAAGUGUUCCCACCUGUAGAAACUGUACUGGAGGAACAUGUGAGAACAACCUUCUUCCUGACCUGCUGCAGCAAGGGCUUCUCACCUCAGGCUACUUCAACCUCUUCUCUCCAGCAAAACCUACAGGCAAAUGCAGCCACGGUGGAUCAUUUGACCGGACAAGCAGAAAAGACCCAGUGGGGGGCAUCAAUAAGGACGACCUUGGGUCCAGUCAUGGCUCACUUCACCCAAAAGCAGCUGAUUUGGCUGUGAAUGCCACUAUGGAGCUACUAGAGGACGUCAGAGUAGCAGUGGGAGACAAGAACUUCCUGCGGUAUGGGCCACCAACACCUUAA
Molecule: messenger RNA, 927 nt
Organism: Notothenia coriiceps (black rockcod)
Lineage: Eukaryota; Metazoa; Chordata; Actinopteri; Perciformes; Nototheniidae
Product: von Willebrand factor A domain-containing protein 7-like
Exons: 6
Coding region: 1-927 (308 amino acids)
Source: RefSeq, a predicted model, not a curated record